Messenger RNA from Fusarium venenatum, 1518 nucleotides. The record is from RefSeq and is a predicted model, not a curated record. NCBI's taxonomy places the organism in Eukaryota, Fungi, Ascomycota, Sordariomycetes, Hypocreales, Nectriaceae.
AUGCCUAGCAAAACCAGAACCUACAACUGGUUCAUUGCCAUGGUAGCAGCGUCUUGUAUGACACUCUACGGCUUUGACUCCAGUGUUUUCAAUGCCCUCCAAGCUUCCGAAAACUGGCUCAACUGGUUUAACCUCGAUCUCAAGGAGGAUAGUUACACUGUCGGUCUCAUCAACACCUGCUACACAAUCGGCGCCAUCGUUAGUGGUUUCUUUAUUGGUGGUCCUCUGGCUGAUUGGCUUGGUCGACGUGCUGGUAUGGGAAUUGGAUGUUUCAUCACCAUUAUCGCAGCUAUUAUCCAGGCCUUUGCCCCUAAGGGCAAGCUUGGAGUCUUUAUCCUGGGCCGUGUCCUCAUCGGUAUUGGUCAGGGUACUGCUCUUACUGCCGGACCCGUGUAUAUCGGUGAAGUCUCGCCUGCUGAGAUUCGAGGUCAAGUCAUGACCUUCUGGCAACUUUUCUACUCGGUCGGUGCCUUCAUCGCCUACUGGAUCAACUAUGCUUGUGGAAAGAACCGUGAGAAGCUCGGAGAGUGGGACUGGCGCAUGGUUGUUAUCUUCCAGGUCCUCGUCCCUAUCAUCGUCAUCGUCUUGCUCCCAUUUCAGCCCGAGUCUCCCCGUUUCCUCAUCAAGAAGGGCAAAAUCGAUGACGCCCGAGCCGCCCUUCGCCGCAUCCGAGAUACCGAGGAAGAGGUCGAGGAAGAAGUCUUGGGUAUCCAAGCCGCUAUCGAGUACGAGAAGGAGGCAAUCAGCCCCGGAUACCGCGCACUCUUCAAGGACCCCUCUCUCAGAAAGCGUUUCGGCAUCGCUGUUGUUCUCAACGUCGGUCAGCAGCUCACCGGCCAAGGUACACUCAACACCUACUCUACCUCCAUCUACAAGCAAGUUUGGACCUCGACCGAGAAGAUCAACCUCAUCAACGCUUUGUGGGCCACUAUGGGUAUCCUAUUCACACUUAACGCCGUGUGGACUGCUGAUCGCUUUGGUCGUCGCUGGAUCUUCAUGGUUGGUGCCGUCGGUAUGGCUGUUUGCAUGUUGAUCGUUCCUAUCAUUGGUCUCGCUACUCCUACCCCCAAGACUGAACCCUCUGCUAUUGGUAUUGUUGUCAUGCUCUACCUCUUUAUCUUCUUCUACAAGCCUUCGUGGGGUGCUGGCGUCUGGAUGUGGACCAGUGAAGUCUUCUCUGCCAACGUCCGAACCCAGGCCGUCGGUAUGGCUUCCCAGUGCCAGAACGUGGCCAACACCAUCUUCCAGCAGUUCUUCCCUACUUUCCUUGCCAAGACUGGCCUCAAGUGCCUCUUCUUCUUCUUCGGCGUUAACAUCCUUCUCGCAAUCUUUGUCUUCUUCUGUGUUCCUGAGACCAAGGGUAUCGCACUUGAGCACAUGGACACUGUCUUCGGUGGUGUCGACCACUCCGAAAAGGGAGCCCAGAUGCUCGGUACUGAUGUUCCCCACCCUGAAACUCAGCAGUUCAAGGACGGUGCGGAGAUCCAGCAGAGCGAGAAGAAGCGCGAGUCUGUUUAG